CCAACCCCAGGCUGCUUCAUGCAGGCUGUCCCUCUCCUGCCACCCCGUGCAUCCCCUCCCCGAAGCAGCUGGCAGGGUGUCUCCAUUCAGCCACGUUUGGUAUGCACGAGCACGGCUGCAGGCAGAGGGGAGGCAGCUUUCUUAAGAAGGUUCUGUGGCUCAGGCGACGCCUCUUGACUUGUCUCCCAAGUUCCAGGAAGCCUCUGCCCUGAUGGAAUUUGCAGGUGUGGACAUGGCCAUGGGAUGCCACGGCCGUGGGGGACGGUUUCUCUUCUAGGCACUGCUCAGGGUUGCAGUUUCGGGUGUGCGUGGAAUUUGCAAAGGGUCAUGAAUCAAACGGAUGCUCCUCGACCCCUAAACUGGACCAUCCGGAAGCUGUGCCACGCAGCCUUUCUCCCAUCUGUCAGACUUCUGAAGGCUCAAAAAUCCUGGAUAGAAAGAGCAUUUUAUAAAAGAGAAUGUGUUCACAUCAUACCCAGCACCAAAGACCCCCAUAGGUGUUGCUGUGGGCGUCUCAUAGGCCAGCAUGUUGGCCUCACUCCUAGUAUAUCAGUUCUUCAAAAUGAAAAAACCGAAAGCCGCCUCUCAAGAAAUGACAUCCAGUCUGAGAAGUGGUCCAUCAGUAAGCACACUCAACUCAGUCCAACAGAUGCUUUUGGGACUAUCGAGUUUCAAGGAGGUGGCCAUUCCAACAAAGCCAUGUAUGUGCGAGUAUCUUUUGAUACAAAACCAGAUCUCCUCCUACACCUGAUGACCAAGGAAUGGCAGUUGGAGCUUCCCAAGCUUCUCAUCUCUGUCCAUGGUGGCCUCCAGAACUUUGAGCUUCAGCCAAAACUCAAGCAGGUCUUUGGAAAAGGUCUUAUCAAAGCAGCCAUGACAACUGGAGCAUGGAUAUUCACUGGAGGGGUUAACACAGGUGUAAUUCGUCAUGUUGGAGAUGCUUUGAAGGACCAUGCAUCUAAGUCCCGAGGAAAGAUAUGUACAAUAGGAAUCGCUCCUUGGGGAAUUGUAGAAAAUCAAGAGGAUCUGAUUGGAAGAGAUGUUGUCCGGCCCUAUCAGACCAUGUCCAAUCCCAUGAGCAAACUCACUGUUCUCAACAGCAUGCAUUCUCACUUCAUUCUUGCUGACAAUGGAACCACUGGAAAAUAUGGAGCUGAGGUGAAACUUCGAAGACAACUGGAGAAGCAUAUUUCACUACAGAAGAUAAAUACAAGAUGCCUGCCGUUUUUCUCUCUUGACUCCCGCUUGUUUUAUUCAUUGUGGGGUAGUUGCCAAUUAGAACCAAUUGGAAUUGGGCAAGGUGUUCCAGUAGUAGCCCUGAUUGUUGAAGGCGGACCCAAUGUGAUUUCAAUUGUCUUGGAGUACCUGCGAGACACCCCUCCAGUGCCAGUUGUUGUCUGUGAUGGAAGUGGACGAGCAUCUGACAUCCUGGCAUUCGGUCAUAAGUAUUCAGAAGAAGGCGGGCUUAUAAAUGAAUCUUUGAGGGAUCAACUGUUGGUGACCAUCCAGAAGACUUUCACAUACACUCGAACCCAAGCUCAGCAUCUGUUCAUCAUCCUCAUGGAGUGCAUGAAGAAAAAGGAACUGAUAACUGUAUUUCGUAUGGGAUCAGAAGGACACCAAGACAUUGAUUUAGCUAUCCUGACAGCUUUGCUCAAAGGAGCCAAUGCCUCAGCCCCAGAUCAACUGAGCUUAGCUUUAGCCUGGAACAGAGUGGACAUCGCCCGCAGCCAGAUCUUUAUUUAUGGGCAACAAUGGCCGGUGGGUUCUCUGGAACAAGCCAUGUUGGAUGCCCUAGUACUGGACAGAGUGGAUUUUGUGAAAUUACUCAUAGAGAAUGGAGUAAGCAUGCACCGUUUUCUCACCAUCUCCAGACUAGAAGAAUUGUACAAUACGAGACAUGGGCCCUCAAAUACAUUGUACCACUUGGUGAGGGACGUCAAAAAGCGAGAAUAUCCAGGUUUCGGUUGGAUCUAUUUUAAGGGGAACCUGCCACCGGACUACAGAAUCAGCCUCAUUGACAUUGGUCUGGUGAUCGAGUACCUGAUGGGUGGUGCCUACCGCUGCAACUACACUCGCAAGCGCUUCCGGACCCUCUACCACAAUCUUUUCGGCCCCAAGAGGCCUAAAGCUUUGAAACUUCUGGGAAUGGAGGAUGAUGUUCCCUUGAGACGAGGAAGAAAGACAACAAAGAAGCGAGAAGAAGAAAUAGAUAUUGACUUAGAUGACCCUGAGAUCAACCACUUCCCUUUCCCUUUUCAUGAGCUGAUGGUGUGGGCUGUCCUGAUGAAGCGGCAGAAGAUGGCUCUGUUCUUCUGGCAACAUGGCGAGGAGGCCAUGGCCAAGGCCCUGGUGGCCUGUAAGCUCUGCAAGGCAAUGGCUCAUGAGGCCUCCGAAAAUGACAUGGUCGAUGACAUCUCCCAAGAGCUUAAUCACAAUUCCAGGGACUUUGGGCAGCUGGCUGUCGAGCUCUUGGACCAGUCCUAUAAGCAGGAUGAGCAGCUGGCCAUGAAACUACUGACGUAUGAGCUGAAAAACUGGAGCAAUGCCACAUGCCUGCAGCUGGCUGUGGCUGCCAAGCAUCGAGACUUCAUUGCACACACAUGCAGCCAGAUGUUGCUCACAGACAUGUGGAUGGGCCGGCUCCGCAUGCGCAAGAACUCAGGCCUCAAGGUAAUUCUGGGAAUUCUACUUCCUCCUUCAAUUCUCAGCUUGGAGUUCAAGAACAAAGAUGACAUGCCCUAUAUGUCUCAGGCCCAGGAAAUUCAUCUCCAAGAGAAAGAACCAGAAGAAUCAGAGAAACCCUCAAAGGAAAAAGAUGAAGAGGACAUGGAACUUACAGCAAUGUUGGGAAGAAACAGCGGGGAGUCCUCCAGGAAGAAGGAUGAAGAGGAAGUUCAGAGCAGACACCGAUUAAUCCCCUUGGGCAGAAAAAUCUAUGAAUUCUAUAAUGCACCCAUUGUGAAGUUCUGGUUCUACACGCUGGCUUACAUCGGAUAUCUGAUGCUGUUCAACUAUAUCGUGUUAGUGAAGAUGGAGCGCUGGCCUUCCACCCAGGAAUGGAUUGUCAUUUCCUAUAUCUUCACCCUGGGAAUAGAAAAAAUGAGAGAGAUUCUGAUGUCAGAGCCAGGGAAACUACUUCAGAAAGUAAAAGUAUGGCUACAAGAAUACUGGAAUGUCACAGACCUCAUAGCAAUUCUACUCUUCUCUGUGGGAAUGAUUCUUCGUCUCCAGGACCAGCCCUUCAGGAGUGAUGGCAGAGUCAUCUAUUGUGUGAACAUCAUUUAUUGGUACAUUCGCCUACUAGACAUCUUCGGUGUGAACAAGUAUUUGGGUCCUUAUGUAAUGAUGAUUGGAAAAAUGAUGAUAGACAUGAUGUACUUUGUCAUCAUUAUGUUGGUGGUGCUGAUGAGUUUUGGGGUUGCCAGGCAAGCCAUUCUCUUUCCCAAUGAGGAACCAUCAUGGAAGUUGGCCAAGAACAUCUUCUACAUGCCCUAUUGGAUGAUUUAUGGGGAAGUGUUUGCAGACCAGAUAGACCCUCCAUGUGGACAGAAUGAGACCCGGGAAGAUGGUAAAAUAAUCCAGCUGCCUCCCUGCAAAACAGGUGCAUGGAUUGUGCCAGCCAUCAUGGCCUGCUACCUUCUCGUGGCCAAUAUCUUGCUGGUGAACUUGCUCAUCGCAGUAUUUAACAAUACUUUCUUUGAGGUCAAAUCAAUAUCCAACCAAGUGUGGAAGUUUCAGAGGUAUCAGCUCAUCAUGACUUUCCAUGAAAGGCCAGUUCUGCCUCCACCUCUGAUCAUCUUCAGCCAUAUGACCAUGAUAUUCCAGCAUCUGUGCUGCCGGUGGCGGAAACAUGAAAGUGACCCAGAUGAGAGAGACUAUGGCCUGAAACUCUUCAUAACUGAUGAUGAACUUAAGAAAGUACAUGAUUUUGAAGAGCAAUGUAUAGAGGAAUAUUUUAGAGAAAAGGAUGACCGAUUCAACUCUUCCAAUGAUGAAAGGAUACGAGUGACUUCAGAAAGGGUGGAGAACAUGUCCAUGCGGCUGGAGGAAGUGAACGAGAGAGAGCACUGCAUGAAGGCGUCCCUGCAGACCGUGGACAUCCGCCUGGCUCAACUUGAGGACCUGGUCGGGCGCAUGGCCACUGCCCUGGAGCGUCUGACGGGUCUGGAGCGAGCCGAGUCCAACAAAAUCCGCUCUCGGACCUCCUCGGACUGCACCGACGCAGCCUACAUCGUCCGCCAGAGCAGUUUCAACAGCCAAGAGGGCAACACGUUCAAGCUCCAAGAGAGUAUCGACCCUGCAGGUGAGGAGACCAUGUCCCCAACUUCUCCCACCCUAAUGCCCCGUAUGCGAAGCCAUUCUUUUUAUUCGGUCAAUGCGAAAGACAAAGGUGGUGUAGACAAGUUGGAGAGUCUGUUUAAAGAGAGGUCCCUGAGUCUGCACCGGGCCACUAGUUCCCACUCGGUAGCGAAAGAACCCAAAACUCCUGCUGCCCCUGCCAACACCUUGGCCAUCGUCCCCGACUCUCGGAGGCCGUCUUCAUGCAUUGACAUCUACGUCUCGGCCAUGGAUGAGCUCCACUGCGAUAUGGAUCCGCUGGACCCGUCUGUGAACAUCCUGGGGCUCGGGGAGCCAAGUUUCUGCGCCCUGCUGGCCUCCACGGCGCCCUCCAGCAGUGCCUAUGCCACCCUCGCCCCCAGUGACCAGCCCCCGAGCCGCAGCCUCGACUGCGAAGACAUCCCCUCCCUGGACACCAGAUCCUUCUCUUCGGACUAUGCCCAACUGCCCGAGGGCCACAACCCCUGGGAUGUGGAGCCGCCCCUGUACCACACCAUCGAGCGGUCCAAGAGCAGCCGCUACCUGCCUGCUGCGCCCUUCCUGCUGGAGGAGGCGCCCAUCGUGAAGUCGCACAGCUUCAUGUUCUCCCCGCCCAGGAGCUACUAUGCCAACUUCGGGGUGCCCGUGAAGACAGCCGAAUACACGAGCAUCACGGACUGCAUAGACACGCGCUGUGUCCACGCUCCGCAGGCCAUUGCUGACAGAGCCGCCUUUCCCGGGGGCCUGGGGGGCAAAGUGGAGGACACGCUGUGCUGCCACCCAGAACGAGAGGCAGAGCUGAGCCACCCCAGUUCCGACAGCGAUGAGAAUGAGCCCAAAGGCCCGAGGGGUGCCCCAGAGGGCCCCUCGCAGGACACUGAUGACGCCCAGCGCAGCACCCUGGCCAACAACAUUACCGUGCCCAAGAUUGAGCGCGCCAACAGCUACUCGUCGGAGGAGCCGAGCGGGUCCUAUGCGCACGCCAGGAAGAGCUUCUCCAUCAGCGACAGGCUCGACAGGCCACGGAACACGGCCAGCCUGCGAAACCCUUUCCAGAGGAGUAAGUCCUCCAAGCCAGAAGGCAGAGGGGACAGCCUGUCCAUGCGGAGACUGUCCAGAACGUCGGCUUUCCACAGCUUUGAAAGCAAGCACAACUAGAACCGGUGUGGUCUGCAUUGCAGGAGGCUCCAUCCAGAAUCCGGCCAACCCCUGUUCUUAUCCCCCAGUUUUCCCUGAUCACCACCACUUUCUCUUCAUUGCAGCAUAACCUGCUUUAUUUCGUAGUUGAGCAAAAACCAAGCGAUGCCUUGGAAAGUGUUCACGAACAGGUGACUUCUGAGCCAACAGUCAAGAAAACCUUUGAUCUGGCUCAGUGCCCAACGCAGGGGAUUUAAAGGAUGUUGGAUGGGCAGGGUGGGGAGAGAGGGAGAAGAAGGGUAAAUGUGCAUCACUAAGGCACGUCAGAAAGCCAAGCUCUGGGAAUGAAGGGGCUUCAAGCACGCUCCAGGCCAGGAGACAUCUUUGCGUUUUGGACUGUUAUCAAGAGUUUUAGGAGGCAGGGCUAAAUUGCGAAAUAAAAUAAAAUAAAGUAGCCAGUAUACAAAUGAGAUAUUCUAAACUUCAAUUCUGUUUUCUUUUCACAUUGGCUCCAUCACUGGUGACUGAUGAAGAGCAUCCUUUUUAUUCAGUAUAAGCCGGCAGCAAGCAGUUCUACCUAACGUCUUACAUCCUUCUCAUGCCAACACUUCUGUAAUUGAUCAUUAUAAAGAAAAAACAAGGUAACAGUCCUAGUUCACCUGUCUUAUAUAUUCACUUCUGGUGCCACACUGUUUUCUCUCUUUUGAAGAAAAUGAUGGAAAAGAAAUGCCUUUGGGGGUUGCAAUCAAAAUGAAAGAAGAAUUCAUGUUAAAAAGAAUGUCUAGUGUUCAUAAUAUACAGGGGGUUUCCAAGGCUAGUUAAGCAAGUUCAGAAUGAAUGUAACUAAAUAAUUUUGUAUUUUCAAUUUUAUUUUGUAUUUCACCUACCAUUGAUGCAGCUAUUCAUUCACUGAUUUGUGAUAGUAAACUUUAAAAAUAAAAAUGGGGCAGAAUUCACCUAAAAUUGACAAUAUGGGAUAUAGUUAUUCUCACCCUUCAUGUCAUUUGUUACUUUGCUGUGUUAUCUUCAUUAUUUGCAUGAAUUCACCAUGUUUUCUGCGCCUUUCCAAGAUACAACUGCCAAGUUUUCAUACCAUUCAUCACAUGACCAUUUUGUAUAUGAAUUCUGGUUACAUAUGGAUAUUUUCAUACUUAGAGUUCUGCCAUUUAGGACUCACCAUUAAUUUAAUUGGAGUUUUUCAAGGGCUGAUGUCUUUUUUAUGGAAAUGUUCCAAAGUAAUUUUUAA
Molecule: messenger RNA, 6703 nt
Organism: Suncus etruscus (white-toothed pygmy shrew)
Lineage: Eukaryota; Metazoa; Chordata; Mammalia; Eulipotyphla; Soricidae
Gene: TRPM3
Product: transient receptor potential cation channel subfamily M member 3
Biological process (GO): monoatomic cation transmembrane transport; protein tetramerization
Cellular component (GO): membrane
Molecular function (GO): monoatomic cation channel activity
Source: RefSeq, a predicted model, not a curated record